AUGUCUCUGCGCAUGACCUCGCACCUCUGUCUGCUGGUCCUACCAGUGAUGUCGCUGCUGCUGCUCCUCUCUCCAAUUGGAUGGAGCUACGAAGGCCUCACCCCUGGCUGUCACCUUUACCCCUUCAACGUGACCAUCCGCAGUGACCGCCGCAGCACGUGUAAAGGCACCCAUCUGGUCUACGCCUGCGUGGGCUACUGCGAGUCCAGCGCCUUCCCGUCCAGAUACUCCGUCCUGGUGGCCUCCAACUUCACCCACAACAUCACCUCCGCCUCACAAUGCUGCACCAUCAGCAAGGACGCCAAGGUCAAAGUUCGCCUGGACUGCCCUCGUGGCCGUCACCAUGACGAAAUCGAGAUCCUGACGGCAAAGGCGUGUCGCUGCGACAUGUGCCGCAAGUCCCGCUACUGA
Molecule: messenger RNA, 411 nt
Organism: Seriola dumerili (greater amberjack)
Lineage: Eukaryota; Metazoa; Chordata; Actinopteri; Carangiformes; Carangidae
Gene: gpha2
Product: glycoprotein hormone alpha 2
Exons: 3
Coding region: 1-411 (136 amino acids)
Biological process (GO): cell surface receptor signaling pathway
Cellular component (GO): extracellular region
Molecular function (GO): hormone receptor binding; hormone activity
Source: RefSeq, a predicted model, not a curated record